Molecule: messenger RNA, 3433 nt
Organism: Venturia canescens
Lineage: Eukaryota; Metazoa; Arthropoda; Insecta; Hymenoptera; Ichneumonidae
Product: lysosomal alpha-glucosidase-like
Exons: 14
Coding region: 420-3269 (949 amino acids)
Biological process (GO): carbohydrate metabolic process
Molecular function (GO): carbohydrate binding; alpha-1,4-glucosidase activity
Source: RefSeq, a predicted model, not a curated record
GAAAUUGGGCUUCGUUGCAAGACCUGUAUACAAGACCGUGCUCGUCGCCUGCGGUCACGCGCGUCGUUAUUGUGAACCCGUGUGUUGUGAAUUGUGAACCAACCAUGAUAUGAUAUCAGAACGUUGUUUUGUUUUUUUUUUCAACUCGGCAUUUUGCUCGGCUCGGCGGUCGUUGACGCGCGAGCAUUGCAGGUUGCAGCGUUGUUGGUUACUGCGCGACGAAUUGAUGAUGAUAAAAUACAUAAGACAAAAAUAACUUGCGCACUGGACGGCGGAAGCAACGUAUUUUUAUCUGUUUCGCCAUAAACCGUCAACGAUAUUCGCGCUAAAAAAUUCUUUCAAUAAUUCGCUGAAUGGAUAAAUAUUCUUAUUGAAUUGUGUCGGACGUAGUACAAACACGUUGAUUUCACAUAUUCGACAUGACCCUGUUUCUUCCAACGAGGAGAGAACCAUUUUGGAAGGUUCACAAAAAUUUCAUUGAAUCAAAGGCCGAGCCAAAGAGCGGACGUUGUACCCGGCGACGUUUGAUUUUAUCCCAGUCGUUGAUCCUCCUAAUAAGUUUAGUAAUCGCCUCGUCGUUUAUUCUGUUAAUUUCAACGAGGAGCGCAUUUGAAACGUCUUCGGCUAGAUCAAACGAAACAAACGGUAUAUCCAUAAAUAAACGACAAAGGUUGGCAGGAUGCUCGACGAUCCCUGAGAAUGAACGCUUCGAUUGCCAUCCCGAGGAUGGUGCCUCCGAACUGUCGUGUACGGAUAGAGGUUGUUGUUGGAGUCCCACGAAGAGAAGAUAUUCCCAGAGAUUGCGCAAACUUCCUCUAGACGUGCCUUACUGUUAUUAUCCGCAGGACUGGAGUAUUUACAAAGCUGCAAACAAGACACCGAAUAACCCCAUGUUUUAUGAAAAUUGUGGCAAAUCUUUCUACAAAAAAGAUAUUAGGUUGAUCAGAAUGGAUGUGUAUUAUAUAGAAGGCUCGAUCAUACGAGUAAAGAUAGUCGAUGCUCUCGAUAAGCGCUACGAGCCACAUAUACCAAUUGAACGAGAAUCGUUACCUGGCAACACAGCGAAUCUAAAAUAUUCGAUCGAAAAAAGUUCCCGUGCUCCUGGUUUUUCCAUCAAAAGUACGAGCGAUGAUACGGUUUUGCUGGAUUCGAGCAUCGGCGGAGGAUUUAUAUUCGCCGAUCAGUUUCUACAAAUUUCCUUUAGAUUGAACGAAGGUAGCGUCGUUUAUGGUCUAGGGGAGCAUCGAAAUCGAUUACGAUUGAGCACGAAAUGGCAAAGUCAGACAUUCUUUAACAAGGAUCAACCACCGACGGAAAAUGCCAAUUUGUACGGAUCACAUCCUUUUGCCCUCGUUAUGGCAAAACCCGGUCAAUAUUUUGGAUUGCUAUUUCUCAACAGCAACGCCAUGGACGUUAUUCUCCAACCGACUCCGGCUAUAACGUAUAGAAGCAUCGGUGGCAUCUUCGAUUUUUAUUCCUUCAUGGGACCGUCACCCUCGCAAGUGAUCGAGCAAUAUUCUCGGGUGAUUGGUAAGCCUUUUAUGCCGCCGUACUGGUCAUUGGGUUUUCAUCUGUGCAGAUUUGGCUACGGAACUUUGGACGAAACGAUACGCGUCUGGAACAGAACGAGGGCAGCCGGGAUUCCGUUCGAUACUCAAUGGAACGAUUUGGAUUACAUGAAAGAAAAUAACGAUUUUACGUACAAUACCGACAAGUUUGGAAAAUUACCCGAGUUUGUGGAGCAUCUUCAUGAGAUAGGAAUGCACUAUGUACCGUUGAUAGACGCAGCUAUUUCGGGUUCCGAAGCAAACGGUUCAUAUCGCCCGUACGACGAGGGUAUACGCCGUGACAUAUUUAUAAAGGAGGCAAACUCGACUUUACCGUUUAAAGGAAAAGUUUGGAAUACGCGAUCGUCGGUUUGGCCGGAUUUUACAAAUCCGGCGGCUCUGGAUUACUGGCACGACAUGAUGAACGAUAUGUGGCGGAUGUUUCCGUACGACGGCGCUUGGAUCGACAUGAACGAGCCAUCCAAUUUUUACAACGGCAAGAUAAACGGGUGUGAAAAUAACGAUCGCGAUAAUCCGAUCUACGUACCGAGAGUCGUCGGUGAUGUAUUGGCGACGAAAACGCUCUGUAUGAACGCUCAACAUUAUCUUGGCUCGCACUAUAAUAUUCACAAUACUUAUGGGACGAGCGAGGCCGUUGCAACCAAUCGUGCGUUGACGAAAAUUCGAGGGCUUCGACCUUUCGUUAUUUCACGGUCGACGUGGGUUGGUCAUGGAUUUUACGCGGGCCACUGGUCAGGCGACAUUUAUUCCUCCUGGCACGAUAUGAAAAUGAGCGUGGCUCAAUUAUUGAACUUUGGUUUUUUUCAAAUUCCCAUGAUGGGUGCGGAUAUUUGUGGAUUUGACGGUAAUACGACGGAGGCACUGUGCAAUCGGUGGUCCCAGCUAGGAGCGUUUUAUCCAUUUUCACGGAACCAUAACAGCGACGACACUAUCGAACAAGAUCCCGUCGCGAUGGGUCAACUGGUCGUUGAAUCAACGAGAAAAGCUCUCACGGUUCGUUAUCGACUUUUGCCACAUCUUUACACCCUUUUUUUUCGUGCCCACGCAUUUGGCGAGACUGUAGCGCGACCGCUCUUUUUCGAAUUCAGCAAUGACUCAGCGACCUGGGAUUUGGAUACUCAAUUCCUUUGGGGGAACUCUUUGAUGAUCGUACCGGUAUUAGAGGAGGGAGCGACACGAGUUACCGCUUACGUCCCGAAAGGUACUUGGUACGAUUUUUAUGAAAAGAAGCGUAUAUUAUCGAGGGGUGAAAACUACACGCUCGAAGCACCUCUCGACACAAUACCUUUGCUCGUGCGCGGUGGAUAUAUCCUACCGGCUCAAACGCCGUCUAAAACGACCACCGAGAGUCGUGAAAAUCCUUUCGAAUUGUUAAUCGCGUCCGAUGAUCUGGGCCUGGCUGAAGGUGAAUUAUACUGGGACGACGGUGAUAGCCUUGACGCUACCGAAAAAAAAAAUUAUCGUUGGUUGCGUUUCAACCUGGUGAAUCGAACAGUUUCCUGUAUCCAAGCGAAACCUGGCAAAUACGCGGGAAAAAUGACGCUUGGAAAAGUUGAAGUGUUGGGUGUUGUCGAGCCGGUUACGGAGGUAUUCGUCAAUGAUAAAAAGACUCGAUUCAUUUACGACGAAGCCCGAUCGUAUCUGACCGUACAAGAUCUUGAGGUGGACUUGGCGCAUAAAAUGCGGCUCUCGUGGAUAUGAUUGUCUUUCCUAGUCGGCAUAAUGCGACGUACUCUGAUUUUCUAUUGCCAUUUAUAAUAACUACUAUUAUACCAAAUAACUACUAUUCUUACCGCACAAGCGGAUGUUUUUACAGUACAUACUUUCAUGAUUAAUAAACAUUUUGACGAAAAAAAAAAAAAAAA